GGACUCAAACUCCCACAAUGCAACAGUUCGUCUCCUAGCUACGGCUUCAGGAGCUACGCCCCAAGAAAAAGUGGGAGGCUUGCCCCGGAGAGGGCUCAUUGUAGAGAUGAUAGAGUUUGAACCCCCCCUCAACAAGCUGGUUAGCAGUGACGGGAUUAAGAAAGCCAGCUUUGCUCAGCCUCCGCCAGCCAGAGCAUAGGUUUCCGUCCGCGUGAAUCAUGCCCGUCGUCUCCUCCGCCGGCUGGGAGUGGAGGCAAAAUUGUGCAAGAAGAAGAUACGGAUAGCAGCGCGUAGAGAGGUCCGCGCGGGUCGAGUCACGCUUUCGAGUUUCCUCCUUGUGCCGUGAAAAUGUCUCACCAGGGGCUCCGCCGCCGCUCGGACCUUCUGCUGCCCCCUUCACGUGUGUUUUAAACCGAAGACGAAGAAGACGUGACCCGAAUAGAGGAGCCCGAGAACUGAACCAAAGAGCGCGCGGAGCUCUCUCCAACAGUCGCCGCGCGGAGAUUUUUCUUGAAGUGGGGAAAAAGUUGUGGCGUAAGGAGCAAACAUGGGGAACGCAGGGAGCAUGGACCAGACCACCUAUUUCAAGGGCCACGGCGUGCCAACCAAACUGCCCAUGCCUGAGUCAGGUGAACUGGAGGAGAGGUUCGCCAUCGUUUUGAAUUCAAUGAACCUUCCUCCAGACAAGGCACGACUGCUGAGGCAGUACGACAACGAGAAGAAAUGGGAACUAAUCUGCGAUCAGGAGCGAUUCCAGGUGAAAAACCCACCACACACAUACCUCCAAAAGCUGAGAAGCUAUCUGGAUCCAGCCCUCCCAAGAAAGAAAUUCAGACGGAGGGUGCAGGAGUCCACGCAAGUCCUGAGAGAACUGGAAAUUUCCUUACGGACCAACCAUAUAGGGUGGGUGAGGGAGUUCUUGAAUGAAGAAAACAAAGGCCUGGACGUGCUGGUGGAGUACCUCGCGUUUGCUCAGUAUGCUGUCAACUAUGAUGGCGACUCUGUGGAGAACGCAGACGAUGCCUUGGAUAAAUCCAAGACCUGGAGCCGCUCCAUUGAAGACCUGCAUCGAGGGGGCAGCUUUCAUCGAGGGGCCAACCUGCAUCGAGGGGGCACCCUGCCUCCCAAUGCCACCGGUAAUGGCAUCACCCGCUUGGGGCGCCAUUCCACCUUACGCUACAGCACUAUGUCAAGCAGGCGAACGUUAAAAAACUCCAGGCUGGUUUGCAAGAAGGACGACGUCCACGUCUGCAUCAUGUGCCUUCGUGCUAUCAUGAACUACCAGUAUGGUUUUAACAUGGUCAUGUCACACCCGCAUGCUGUGAAUGAAAUUGCACUAAGUCUCAACAACAAAAACCCAAGAACCAAAGCUUUGGUUUUGGAGCUCCUGGCGGCCGUCUGUCUCGUGAGAGGUGGCCACGAGAUUAUCCUCUCGGCUUUCGACAAUUUUAAGGAGGUUUGCGUGGAGGAGCAGCGGUUCGAAAGGCUAAUGGAGUACUUCAAGAAUGAAGACAACAACAUCGACUUCAUGGUUGCGUGUAUGCAGUUCAUCAACAUCGUGGUGCACUCGGUGGAGGACAUGAACUUCAGAGUUCACCUGCAGUAUGACUUCACCAAACUGUGUUUGGACGACUACUUGGAUAAACUAAAGCAUACGGAAAGUGAUAAGCUACAGGUCCAGAUCCAGGCCUACCUGGAUAAUGUGUUUGACGUGGGAGCCCUGCUGGAGGAUGCAGAGACCAAAAAUGCCGCUCUGGAGCGUGUGGAGGAGCUGGAGGAGAACAUUUCACAUAUGACAGAGAAGCUGCAGGACACAGAGAAUGAAGCGAUGUCCAAGAUCGUGGAGCUGGAGAAGCAGCUGAUGCAGAGGAACAAGGACCUGGAAGCCAUCCGGGAAGCUUACAAAGACACCAGCUCCCAAAUUCAGUCCCUGCGACAGAUGCUGAAGGAGAAGGACGAGGCCAUCCAGCGGCAGAGCAACUUGGAGAAGAAGAUCCACGAGCUGGAGAAACAGGGAACCAUCAAGAUCCACAAGAAGGGAGACGGCGACAUUUCCAUUCUGGCGUCCCCUCCUGCCGGCGUGGAGGGCUUGACGGGGUCCACGGUGAUGGGAAACGGGGCUGCUGUCAAUUCCGAUCAUCUGGGAGCUGGUGGGGGCGUGGCCGGUCCACCUCCACCACCUCCUCCACCCCCUCCCCUGCCAGUGAACGGCACAUGUGGGUUUGGGUCCCGGCAGGAUUUAAGAUUUAAUGUCUGUGUAAUGAUUAUUUUACUGUCCUCUCCUCUCACAGUGCCAAACGGACCGUUACCAUCCGUUUCAGCUCCUGCUCCUCCUCCUCCACCACCUCCUCCUCCUCCGCCCCCCGGACUCGCCUCAGACUUGUUCCCUUCGGCCCCUCCACCUCCUCCCGUCGCCCCUCCACUGCCUGGGUGCGGGACGCCCACUGUGAUCAUGAACUCUGGCUUGGCAGCUGUUAAGAUCAAGAAGCCUAUCAAGACAAAGUUCCGCAUGCCCGUCUUCAACUGGGUCGCCCUGAAACCAAACCAGAUCAACGGGACCGUCUUCAAUGAGAUCGAUGACGAGCGGAUACUCGAGGACUUGAAUGUUGACGAGUUUGAGGAAAUGUUCAAGACCAAAGCUCAGGGCCCCUCGAUAGAGGUGAACAUGAGCAAGCAGAAGGUGAUCCAGAAGGGCCCCAGUAAAGUCACUCUGCUGGACUCGAACAGAGCAAAGAACCUGGCCAUCACGCUGAGGAAAGUGGGCAAGACAACGGAGGAGAUCUGCAAGGGCAUUCAGCUGUUCGACUUGCGGACUCUUCCGGUGGAUUUCGUCGAGUGCCUGAUGCGCUUCCAGCCCACAGAGAACGAGGUCAAAGUCCUGCGGCAAUUUGAGAAGGAGCGCAAGCCCCUGGAAAGUUUGACAGACGAGGACCGGUUCAUGAUGCAGUUCAGCAAGAUCGAGAGGCUCAUGCAGAAGAUGACGAUCAUGGCCUUCAUCGGCAACUUCAGCGAAAGCGUGGUGAUGCUCACGCCGCAACUGCACGCGGUCAUCGCAGCGUCUGUGUCCAUCAAAUCCUCACAGAAGCUGAAGAAGAUUUUAGAGAUUAUCUUGGCUCUUGGAAACUACAUGAACAGCAGCAAACGAGGAGCAGUUUAUGGGUUCAAGCUGCAAAGCUUAGACUUGUUACUUGAUACCAAGUCAACAGACCGAAAGUUAACGUUGUUGCAUUACAUUGCAAACGUGGUAAAAGAGAAAUACUCGCAGGUUUCGCUCUUCUACAACGAGCUACAUUAUGUUGAAAAAGCUGCAGCAGUGUCGCUGGAAAACGUCCUGCUGGACGUGAAGGAGCUGCAGCGAGGCAUGGAUCUGACCAAAAGAGAGUACAGCAUGCACGGCCACAACACCAUGCUCAAAGACUUCAUCACGCACAACGAGAGCAAGCUGAAGAAGCUGCAGGAUGACGCCAAGAUCGCACAGGAUGCCUUCGACGAGGUGGUGAAGUUCUUCGGGGAGAACUCUAAAACGACUCCACCGUCUGUAUUCUUCCCUGUGUUUGUGAGAUUUGUUAAAGCAUACAGGCAAGCGGAGGAGGACAAUGAGCAGAGGAAGAGACAGGAGCAGAUUAUGAUGGAGAAACUUCUAGAACAAGAGGCCAUGAUGGAGGAAGACCAAAAGUCUCCCUCCCAUAAAAACAAGCGGCAGCAGCAGGAGCUGAUCCAGGAGCUGAAGAAGAAGCAGGUGAAAGACAGCCGGCACGUCUACGAGGGCAAAGAUGGAACGAUAGAAGACAUCAUCACGGAACUAAAGAAGAAUAAUAUUACUAAAUUUCCAAAUGUCUACUUGAGGGUAAGGAAGUCCUCCAGUAGCCACCCAGUAGUGGAUGUAUCCCAAAAAUGAUUUGAGGAACCAACCAUACAGGCGAGCGGACGCCGUGCGGAGGAGCGUCAGGAAACGUUACGAUGAUCAGAACCUGCGACUGGCGAACAACGGAGAAAUAGUCAUGUGACGAGGGAGCAGCGGACGUGAACAGAGGAGGGAGGGAGGGAGGAUGGAGGAAGAGCAAGUGUGAUAUGGGGGGAAGGGGGCAUCUGUAGCAUUUAUAUUUGUAUAAAAGAAGAUUUCCUGCGUGUUCAGUCACAAUGAAGGAACUGAAUUUGUCUGAAAAAUCACUUUAGACGAGCCAAGUGCCUAAAUUAAUUUGUAUUUUUUGUGAUUCUGUUUUUGUCGUUUAUUUGUUUGUUUGUAACUCCUCUUAAAAGCAAUACACCCCCCCACCUGGCUUUAAUGUUGAAAUGUGUCAAACUGGACAUGCAUGGGCCUUUGGAGCCAUGUGAAAAAAGAUGUUGGAAGGAUAACGUAGAAUGUACGGGACCUGUUCCCUUUAGCUGUUACAAACUUUUCUUUUCUUUUUUUUUUUUUUUUUUUUAGCAAAAACGUCUCCCGCUCCGUCUGUAUUUUGGUACAUUCCAGCGUUCUCAUCCAUUCCCCGUAUAGGAGGAGUCUCAUUUUUUACUUAAAGGGCUAACAGAAAAACAGCUAUAUUUGUACUACAGUAGCAAAAAAUAAAUAAAUAUAAAAUAACAACGGACUAAUGUGAAUUGUAUUUAUUUUCUAAGUUAAAAUCUUUAAAUGACGGUUAGCUAAAACCACCUUCCUGACAGAAGCAAAUAAAGCCGACAAACUGCAUGACUUUAAUACAAAACUGGCACUGAUUUAUCUCAUCAUAACUGGACUGUUUUUUACUUUUUACUGCCAAUAACAGCACCGGUUCUUCUCACUUUACUGUAAUUAUGAUGUAUAGUAUUUAACCGCUGAGAAGAUUCAUCACCAUUUCUGUUCAUAUCCAUCUAAAAACUGGACAAAUGCUCACACCACAACUGGUUUUCAUUAUAUCGACAUUUUUUUGGUCAUAUUUGUGUAAAUAUUGUUUAAACAAUGCCUUGUGUUAUCCAACUUGAAUUUUAUUUUAAUUUAUAGAUUUUCAUUUGUAUUAAAUUAAGCCAAGAUGACAGUGGAGGUUUGAUGUGAGGAGGAGGGGCUUUGUGUUCAGGUGUGUCACAGGUACACCGUACAGACAGAAAACCUACCAUUUAUUAAAGAUCCCCCGUGUUCUCAAUUUCUCUGAACCACUCGGCUGUCUUACGGUGUCAAACUGUUUUUUUUCUUACUUUUUUAUUUUAUAUAUAUGAUUACUCUCAGCAAAAGAAUAUCAUAGAAAGUCUCAGUUCAGAAUAACAUUUUUUAUAACAAUGUGAUUUUCAAAAAGAUACAAUAAAGUAUUGACAUUGAAUAUAAAA
This is a messenger RNA of Oryzias melastigma (Indian medaka), 5298 nucleotides long. RefSeq names its product formin-like 2a (gene fmnl2a). The transcript is spliced from 26 exons. The record is from RefSeq and is a predicted model, not a curated record. The coding region runs from base 548 to 3898 and encodes 1116 amino acids. Lineage: Eukaryota; Metazoa; Chordata; Actinopteri; Beloniformes; Adrianichthyidae. Gene Ontology annotation, biological process: regulation of cell shape; cortical actin cytoskeleton organization; cell migration. Gene Ontology annotation, cellular component: cytosol. Gene Ontology annotation, molecular function: small GTPase binding; actin filament binding.